Molecule: messenger RNA, 3525 nt
Organism: Misgurnus anguillicaudatus (oriental weatherfish)
Lineage: Eukaryota; Metazoa; Chordata; Actinopteri; Cypriniformes; Cobitidae
Gene: cacng8b
Product: calcium channel, voltage-dependent, gamma subunit 8b
Biological process (GO): transmission of nerve impulse; calcium ion transport; neurotransmitter receptor transport, postsynaptic endosome to lysosome
Cellular component (GO): postsynaptic density membrane; AMPA glutamate receptor complex
Molecular function (GO): channel regulator activity; voltage-gated calcium channel activity
Source: RefSeq, a predicted model, not a curated record
GCCCGUGUCUGUCAUCCCCUGCGAUGAGAAAACGCGACGAGGACACACACGCGCACAGACGCACGCUCCAGUGCGCACAUUGUAUGCAGAUCUGUCCCGCGAGCGUGUGCUUGCGGGUGACGGUUGUGUUUCAAAAACACAACAUUAUGUCCUCUUUUCUGUCAGGAUGCGAUAAGUUGCAUACAACUCUCGAUAUCUCCCCCUCUCUCAAAUACAAACGUUACUCGGGGUGUAUGGAAAAGGACUGAUGGAGGCAGUGAAGGGAUAAGGCGCGGGCGGGAGAGACGCAGUCGCGCACACGCAUUGGCUACACGCGCUCUGGACAAAUCCGUGCUCGAGUGACGUGUGGACGUGGACGCGUUGAAUAUCUCCUCUAUACUAUCUUUCUGAAUAGAGAUUCACAUUUGUAACUUGAUUUUGUUGUGUUAUUUGACGACCCUUGAAAAACGUCGAGCUCUUACUUCAUUUGUAAGUCGUGUAUUGUCUCUUUCUCCGUAUAUGCAAUUAUUUCUCUUCUACUUGGGGAGUGCGACAGUCCUCAGAUAUGAGACAAACUAAACUGACUUUUAUCAGCGAUGAGCAGCACUGACAGCAACUAGGAUCAUUUCCAUACUAGAGGCUUUACAUUGGUCAUCAGGAGAUUCCCCCGUGCAGCUGAGCUGUGAAAACAGUAGAGAAAGAGGGAGGAGAAACGAGUGCAGGAAGGAGAAGAGGUGUGUGUGAGGACAGUCGAUGGAUGCUGCCCGGAUUGAAGGGACAGCGCAUUCUCAUCUGACGAGGAAAAGAAAGAUUUCAAAAUUGAGUCGAAGGACAGAAACUCGCCGUCAGGCAUGGUGUGUGAGAAGGGCAUUCAGAUCCUUCUCACCAUCGUGGGUGCUUUUGCAUCCUUCGGCCUGAUGACGGUGGCUAUCGGGACAGAUUAUUGGCUCUACUCGCGGGCGCUUAUCUGCAACAGCACCGCCAAUAACACACAAGAAGAUCCACAUAAUAAGGACAAGAAGGACCCUGGGGCCCUGACACACUCUGGCCUGUGGAGGAUCUGUUGUCUGGAGGGGGUAAAGCGUGGCGUUUGUUCCCAGAUCAACCACUUCCCAGAGGACGCUGACUUUGAUCAUGAUGGAGCAGAAUAUGUUCUGCGAGUGGUCCGGGCCUCCAACAUCUUUCCCAUUCUCAGUGCUAUCCUGCUGUUAAUGGGAGGGGUCUGUAUCGCCGCCAGUCGUUUCUACAAGAGCAAAAGGAACAUUGUGCUGGGAGCUGGCAUUCUGUUCGUAGCGGCAGGUCUAAGUAACAUCAUUGGUGUGAUAGUGUACAUUUCUGCCGCACUGGGUGACAUUUCUCCAAAGAAGGAUGAGGAUAAGAAAUGGCAGUACUCAUACGGCUGGUCUUUCUACUUCGGUGGGCUGUCCUUCAUUCUGGCCGAGAUGGUGGGCGUGCUGGCGGUAAACAUCUACAUCGAGAAGAACAAGGAGCUUCGCUGUCGCUCUCGCACCGAUAUCUUCAAGAGCACCACUCACGCCAUGCUACGACUCCCGAGCUACCGCUUUCGCCGCAGAUCACGUUCCAGCUCUCGAUCCACCGACCCGUCCCGCUCCCGGGACCCGUCCCCUGUGGGGGGUCCUCCAGGGAGUAAGAACUUCGGAAUGCCCCCUUCUGCUUUACUCUCUCAAGGGCCCAUUUCUGUGUCCACUCUACCUAACCCCCACUCCCGCUCCGCUCUGCCAGGGGGCGACAUUUCUCUUUACACCCUCUCCCGAGACCCCAAACUGGCCGGUUUGGGAGGGCUGGGUGCCCCUCCGCUGUACGGCACGGUGGACCGCGCUACACUAUACCAGCUGCACAACUGCUUUCCCAAGGACACCGGAGGGGGUGGAGGCAGCAUGAUGAUGAGUGGAACGCUGCCCUCGCUCAAAUCCCACAAUCCCUCAGCGGUCCAGAAUUCCUCCAAUUCCAACGCACCACACAGCAACUCCGUCCCUUCGUCACAGCCUCCACCUUUCUCCUCCUCUACAGUCGAGAGGGAACGAGGGAUGGGAACGCUGGAUAGGUUAGGCAAAGGUGACCGAGAGAGUAACUCCAACACUUUAAACAGGAAAACUACACCAGUGUAGACAGUUUGGAGAUUGAUAAGGGAAAAGUUCAUAAAGUGCAAAAGAAAGGCAAAUAACUCUCUCAGCACUGAGAAAUAUUUCACUUCAUGAAAAGUUUAAUCGAUGAACAGCUCAUAAUAACAAUAACACUCAUGCUGCCUUCAGUACAUGCUGUUUUAACAUAAAGAACCAAUAACUAUGGGAUACUGUGAUGUUUAUUAUUUUACUUUUUAUUUACAAAUGUGGGAUUUUAAGACGGUGAAGUGUUGUUGUUAUUAUGACCUAGUUUAAUAUUUGCUUGAUUUAAUGUAUUUAAUGAUUGAAAGUAGAUUUUGUUUUUUCAGAAAUUUUAACUGUGAUUCCAAAACAUGACACUGAGCACUGCAGAGUCUAUAAAAUAUAUGUGAGAAUGAGAUUAUUAUUAUGAUUAUACUAACUUUGUGAGAAGCAUUUUAUUUAUUUUAAAGAAAGUUUUAUUUUCUACCCUUUGAUAACAUGCAAUUUAGUGUGUAAAAGUCUUCCAGCUCAGUUAACAGAUCAGCAUUUAACACUGAAAGUGUUAAAAUGAUAAAGAUUUUUAUAGAAACCUACCAUCAUAUUAUUUUGUUAUAAACAUUAUAGCAGUAGAAGUAGCACUUGUCAAAUUAAAAAUCUUCGUUUUGGGGCAUUAACUUGGACAAUGUGGGAAAGAUGAUACAUUUGUAUAAAGUGCUAAAUGGGAUUCAACACAUGGACUUCUUUCCAAAACUGUGCUUUUGAAGGUUGGGAUUUAAAAAAUGACUGCUUUACGGUUGAUAAAACACAAGAGAAUAUUUUAAAAUGCAGAUGUAUAUUACGCAAAACUGUAUUUGGGAAAAAAAAUACUUUCUUUAAAAUAAAAGAGUACAGAUAGAAUGGGGAGAUGUAUGUAUUGGAAAGGGCAGGAUGGGUGGGAGGGAUAUUUUAAAUAUGUAUGAGGACACUGUCUUCCUUAAGCUCUCAUUGGGCUAACACUUGUAUGUUGGGGCAUGCCCUGUGUCAUUUGUGUUUUCCCUCCAUUGUGUCAUGUGAUCAUGACAGCGUCCCAAAGGCAAAGCUCCCCUCCAAAAAAAAAAGAAAACUUUCACUGUGCUGCACUGGACUCCCUUUGACCUUUCUGCGUCUCUAACUAAGAGAUAAAAUAUGUAAACAUUCUGCUAACCUUUAACCUUUAUUUCAUGAAGGUCAACAUGGGACAUUACAUUAUAGAGUGCAAAUGGGCAUCACACAAUCUCCUGGCAAUAGGAGUCUUUUUUAUUCAUAAAAAAUACUACACACAGACAGCAUUUAUGUGGUCAGUUAUAAAUAGUAUGUAGUGGGGAAUAGCUAUAUUUAGAAAAAAAAACUAUGGUUUAUCUUAAUGUGUGAUAAACUCUAACACUGUAUUGCACGAAUUUUAUACAUAAAAGAAACACCAGAC